Messenger RNA from Aureobasidium namibiae CBS 147.97, 843 nucleotides. RefSeq lists its product as uncharacterized. Bases 1 to 843 code for a protein of 280 amino acids. The record is from RefSeq and is a predicted model, not a curated record. The transcript has 3 exons. Lineage: Eukaryota; Fungi; Ascomycota; Dothideomycetes; Dothideales; Saccotheciaceae.
AUGUUUAUAUCGGGCUGGCUCUUCUCUAUCCUUCUCAUUGCACAACUUUUUCUUUCCGGAUCAGCUCAAACAUGCUACUGGCCUGACAACUCGGUUGCUGAGACCUUGACGCCUUGCAAUAGUGCGGCAACCAACAGUCACUGUUGUGGUCCCUAUGCGUUGUGCUUGGACAAUGGUUACUGCUUCAAUCAAGGAAACGAAUACGGCAACAGGUUAUCCCGCAGUGGAUGUACCGACAAGACGUGGAACAGUGAUGCCUGUCCAAAAUACUGCCAAACAUUUGUACCGAAUGGCGCCAUCUCAAUCUCCAUUAUCUCAGAGAGUGGUACAGGGCUCUUUUGCUGUGGCAUGGGUUGGAAUGCUACAUCGGGACUUUGUCUCUCCGAGUCGGGAAGUGGCAAUUUCAAUCCCUUUUCCAUUGGAAUUGGCGUUGUUGUUCUGGAUAGAACGACUGGAGCCACGACUCUAAACAUCUCGACUGCGGAGACCACGGCGUCAGAAAAUCCAGAGAGCAACAGCACAAGUGCCACAACAUCAAAGCCUGAUAAUGAUGAUCAUACAACGAACACCACGCUGACCGCUAUAGGUAGUGGAGUGGCCGUUUCAGCUGGCAUUCUGCUCAUCUGCGCAGCUGUGGUCUUCCUCUGGCGACUCGGGAAACGCCGAGCACACGUGUCGUUCCAAAAGUUCGACUCCAAGAAUAGUAACCCGCCGACCCCUUAUAGCCUGGCAAGCUCCUAUACCCCACCGACGCCUCAGAAGUACACGGAACAUGUGGAGCUGGAGCACUCGCCUCGUCAUUUUCAAGGACUAGGAAUACAAGAGUUGGAAGGGCAUCGGUAG